GCGUGACGGCAUGAGGGGGCGGGGUUAUGACAUCACGAGCUCCCGGCUCCAGCGUUCGGAACAGUUUGUUCCAAACGCUGAGCAGUGGAGUACCCCUUUUUAAAGGGGAACUCUGAUCCAUAACAUUUUAUCCCCUAUCCACAGAGUAGGGGAUACUUGUCUGAUCACUAGGAUCCCUGCAAUCUCCUGUCCGGAACCCCAGCUCUCUUUGCGCACGGACUGAUCUCCGCUCCAUACAAUCAGACUUUCGACCACGGUGAACAUGCCCCUUCAUGCAUCUUUGUUUCUAAUCUUAUACACAGGAGAAUUCACACAGGAGAGAAACUGUUUUCAUGUUCAGAAUGUGGGAAAUGUUUCUUAAAUAAAUCCCAUCUUGUUUCACAUGCCAGAAGUCAUACAGGGGAGAAGCCAUAUCCAUGUUCAGAAUGUGGACAUUUUUUUUUCAGAUAAAUCAACUCAUGCCAUACAUAUGAAAAGUCACACAGGAGAGAAGCCGCAUUCAUGUUCGGAAUGUGGGAAAUGUUUUAUCCGUAAAUCGCACCUUGUUAUACAUGAGAGAAGUCAUACAAGAGAGAAGCCAUAUCAAUGUUCAGAAUGUGGACAUUUUUUUUCAGAUAAAUCGACUCAUGCCAGACAUAUGAGAAGUCACACAGGAGAGAAACCGCAUUCAUGUUCGGAAUGUAGAAAAUGUUUUAUACGUAAAUCCCACCUUGUUAUUCAUGAGAGAAGUCAUACUAGAGAGAAGCCGUAUUCAUGUUCAGAAUGUGGGAAAUUUUUCGUUAAGAAAUGCAAUCUUGUCUCACAUAAGAGAAUUCACACAGAAGAAAAGGCAUAUACGUGUUCAGAAUGUGGGAAAUGUUUUAAUUAUAAAUCAAGCCUUACUACGCAUGAAAGACUCCACACCGGAGUGAAGCCAUAUUCAUGUUUAGAAUGUGGGAAAUGUUUCACAAGUAAAUCAGAUCAUAUUAGACAUGAAAAAUGGCACACAGGAGCUAAGCCGUAUUCAUGUUCGGAAUGUGGGAAAAGUUUUUCAAGAAAGUCACAUCUUGUUUCACAUGAGAGAGUCCACACAGGAGAGAAGCCAUAUUCAUGUGCAGAAUGUGGGAAAUGUUUUUCAGAUAGAUCAACUUGUGUUAGACAUGAGAGAAAUCAUACAAGGUAGCUGCCAUUUUGAUGGUGUAUGUGGUAAAUGUUUCAUAAGGAAAGCAAAUAGAAUAAACCAUGUUCUUGUUUGAGAUGUGAGAAACGCUAUUAGAGGAAAUAUUUUGGGCACAUCCGGUUAUUUACAGACAUCAUACGGCCAAGCAAGAAGUUAAUAUAUUUUUUUUAGGUGGAAUUAGACCCAAAUUAUAUUUACCCAAUAUCUAUUGUGAUGUAAUGUGAACAAGGAGUAUUUUGGGCUGUUCAUUAUUAUUUACAUAAAACAUCUUAAAAACG
This is a messenger RNA of Hyla sarda, 1437 nucleotides long. Its product is annotated as gastrula zinc finger protein XlCGF71.1-like. The transcript has a single exon. Gene Ontology annotation, biological process: regulation of cytokine production; negative regulation of transcription by RNA polymerase II; regulation of immune system process. Bases 383 to 1162 code for a protein of 259 amino acids. NCBI's taxonomy places the organism in Eukaryota, Metazoa, Chordata, Amphibia, Anura, Hylidae. The record is from RefSeq and is a predicted model, not a curated record.